AUGGAAGAAUUAAAGGCUGCACUGGCAGGUGAAACUGACGAUAGAAAAAGAGCAAAACUAGAGAAGAAAAUGAGCAAGCUAGCAAAGUUUAUGAGCAAGCUGGAGGUUCAGAAGAAUGCCCCAAAGAAGGAAAAUCAAAAAGAGAAAAAGAAGAUCGAGUUUGAGGAAGGAGAGUUUGUUCCCGAAGGAGAGAAAAAAGAAGUAGAUAAGCUUAAUGGGCAAUUCAAUCCAAAGUCUGUGGAAAAUGGAUGGUUCUCCUGGUGGAACAAAAAAGGAUUCUUCACGCCAGAGUACAAAACAAAGGCUUCAAAUGGAAAGAUGUUUAGCAUAGUGCUGCCUCCCCCAAAUGUAACUGGGUCUUUGCACAUAGGACAUGCCAUGAUGGCCUCCAUUGAGGACACUAUUGUAAGAUGGAAGAGAAUGCAGGGAUACAAGACCCUUUACCUGCCUGGAACAGAUCAUGCUGGAAUAGCAACGCAAGUGGUUGUAGAGAAGUCUUUGGAGAAGAAGGGUAUUUAUAGAAAGGAUAUGACUAGAGAGGAAUUUCUGGAGAAAGUAUGGGCAUGGAAGGAGCAGUAUGGAAACCAGAUAUCCAACCAGUUUAAGUCACUUGGGACAAGUCUGGACUUUACUAGAGAGAAGUUCACAAUGGACGCAGAUGUAUCACAUGCUGUAACAGAGGCAUUUGUUAGAUUCUAUGAGGAUGGCCUGAUAUACAGAGGUAAUAGACUUGUCAACUGGUGUGCAAAGAUACAGACAAGUCUAAGUGAUCUGGAGGUAGACUAUCAGAUGGUUGAGCCAUACGGAAAGAUAACCACAGAUGGGAAAGAGUAUGUUCUUGGGCGCAUAUUCACUAUCGCAUACGAUGUUGAGGUAGAUGGAAAGAUUGAAAAGAUCCAUGUGCAAACUACAAGACCAGAAACAAUAUUUGGAGAUGUCGCCCUCUGUGCCAACCCAAAUGACAGUAGAUUUGCCAGGUUUAAGGAUGCAGUUCCCAUAAACCCUCUUACCCAGGAGAGAAUGAGAUUUGUAUUUGAUGAAGCUGCUGACAUGUCCUUUGGAACAGGUGUCCUGAAGAUCACACCUGCACAUGAUCCUGUGGACUUUGAGGUAGGAGAGAGACACAAGCUUGAAAUGAUCUCUGUUCUUGAUAUCAACAACAGAAUGACCGUUGGUCCAUUUAAAGGCAUGCUUAGAUUUGAUGCCAGAGAGGCAACGGUUAAAGAGCUGCAGGCAAUCAAGGUGCUCGUUAAGGAAGAAGGACACUCCUCGAAUAUUCCAAUAUGCUCCAGAACUGGAGAGGUAAUAGAGCCUAGACUUGCUCCUCAGUGGUGGAUGAACUGCCAAGGCCUUGCUAAAAAGGCACUUGAAGCCUCGCAGUCUGGUGCCCUGCGGAUUGUCCCAGAUGAAAUGACCAAAACCUGGGAAGGCUGGCUUUCAAACAUCAAGGACUGGUGUCUAUCAAGGCAGUUAUGGUGGGGCCACAGAAUACCCGCAUACACUAGAAAUGGCCAGUGGUACAUCACUAGAACCAAGGAAGAAGCAGAGGCUCAGGCAGGUGGCCCUGUUGAACAAGAAGAAGACGUACUUGAUACUUGGUUUUCGUCUGGUCUGUGGCCUUUCUCUACGCUUGGGUGGCCCAAAGAAACUGAAGACAUGAAGACAUUCUACCCUACAUCUCUUCUUGAGACAGGAAAGGACAUUAUUUUCUUCUGGGUUGCAAGAAUGGUGAUGAUGGGAAUUUCUCUAACUGGAAAAUGCCCUUUUAGCACAGUUUUAUUCCACAGCAUAGUAAGAGAUGCAAAGGGAGAGAAGAUGAGUAAGAGCAAAGGAAAUGUGAUUGACCCAGUGGACGUAAUAUCAGGUAUUACUUUGGAAAGCCUUUUGGCAAAACUCAAGUCAGGAAAUCUAUCACAAAACGAGGCAGACAAGGCAACUGUGAGUAUCACACAGGAGUAUCCUGCAGGUAUUGAGGCAUGUGGCAGUGAUGCCUUGCGGUAUGCACUUCUGUCAAGUGCAUCACUUGGGCGAGAUGUCAACCUGAGCAUCGACAAAGUCACUAGCUGCAGAAGGUUCUGUAAUAAGAUCUGGAAUGGAAUGAAGUUUGCACUUGCCCAGAAGGCAGCACCUGAUAGUAAAGAGGUCAGAAAGGGCUCGUUUGAGUACAUCUCUGACAGAUGGAUUGAAAGCAGAUUUAGAAAGGCCGUUAGUAGUGUAAAUGCCUCCCUUGAAUCAUCAAACUUUAUGAAGGCUUCUGUGGACGUACACCAGUUCAUGGUCUAUGAAUUCUGCGAUUUCUACCUGGAAAUGUUUAAGGGCAGAAAGGAUCCUUCUGGUAUUACUACACUGCAGACAGUCUCUCUAGAAUUUAUCAAGCUCAUUCACCCAUUCUUCCCGUUCCUUACAGAAGAAAUAUACCAGGCCAUGCAAAAGGCAUGGAAUAUUGAGGGAUACACAUGGAUGGAGUCCAUCACAGUGGAAGACUACCCAUCCAGCCGGGAGGAGACAGAUGAAGAUAAAGAAGAACUCCAUCAAAUCGAAGCAAUCAUUGAGUUCAUUAAGGACGCACGCUCUAAGAUCUCAACACGAGAUAAAACAGACAAGGUUCUGAUCAAGUUAUCUAAGAUAACAGAAGAACUGAGCACCCACCAAGACACACUUAAGAGACUAAUUGGUAUUCAAAUUGAAUGCACAAGUGAAGGCACUUUCACUGAGUCAGCUGCAGGCAUUGAAUACUCUCUAGUGUAA
Nematocida ausubeli is the source of this 2748-nucleotide messenger RNA. RefSeq names its product valyl-tRNA synthetase. The record is from RefSeq and is a predicted model, not a curated record. NCBI's taxonomy places the organism in Eukaryota, Fungi, Microsporidia. Bases 1 to 2748 code for a protein of 915 amino acids. The transcript has a single exon. Gene Ontology annotation, molecular function: valine-tRNA ligase activity; ATP binding; aminoacyl-tRNA deacylase activity. Gene Ontology annotation, biological process: valyl-tRNA aminoacylation. Gene Ontology annotation, cellular component: cytosol.